Lichtheimia ornata is the source of this 1317-nucleotide messenger RNA. RefSeq lists its product as uncharacterized. The record is from RefSeq and is a predicted model, not a curated record. NCBI's taxonomy places the organism in Eukaryota, Fungi, Mucoromycota, Mucoromycetes, Mucorales, Lichtheimiaceae. Gene Ontology annotation, biological process: amino acid transmembrane transport. Gene Ontology annotation, cellular component: vacuolar membrane. Bases 1 to 1317 code for a protein of 438 amino acids. The transcript is spliced from 4 exons. Gene Ontology annotation, molecular function: amino acid transmembrane transporter activity.
AUGGUUGAAAAAUAUAUGGAGAACAACAAAGGACCUAAUCUAGAGACCAUAUCACUCGACAAAAAGUGGCCUGCAAGCGAUCCCAUUGAUCGGUCCAAAGGUGGCAGUGUGUUUGGUGCCUUUUACAACAUUGUAUGCUGCGUUUGUGGCACAGGAAUGCUGGGCUUAUCGCAAGCAGUUGCCCGUGGAGGAUGGGGUGCCAUUGCGCUACUUCUACUCGCAUGGUGGAUGGCCACAUACGGUUCCAUCAUUCUUAUCAAAUGCUUGUAUCAUCCACGAAGACAAACUAUGCGUAUUGGUACCUUCAAAGGAGUUGCGGAAGACGCAUUUGGGAAGCUGGGUGGAUGGUUGUCUUUUUUUUUCACCUCAUGGGUGCUCUUAGGCACUCCCAUUCUUUAUAUGGUACUGAUUGGGCAAAACAUGAAUCACCUAUGCCGUGGCACAGUUGGUGAAAUUGGUAGCAUCUCAUGGACAAUUAUCUGGGCUGUCAUCAUAACUAUUCCUUUCGUGUUGAUGAAGAAUAUGAAAGAGAUAGCGUGGACAAGCUUUGUGGGAAUGGCGGCAUGCUUUGUAAGCUCGUUGAUGGUGAUCGUUAUGGUGGGUAUCGACUCACCCACACAUGCCGCGGAUGCUGUGCACUCCAACAUUGUUUGGGAAGGUUUUCCAACGUCUCUUGCGACCAUUGCAUUCAGUAUGGGUGGCAAUGUCAUAUAUCCUAAUGUUGAGGCAUCCAUGCGUCGACCUAGGUCAUGGCCAAUCACAGUCAUCACAGCAGUUACCACAUGCGCCAUGUUGUAUAUCGCUAUUUCAAUUCCUGGUUACUAUGUGUAUGGAGAGGAUGUAAGCAACCCGCUGUAUAAUAGCUUACCUGAAGGUGCUGUGAAGCUCGUCGUUAUCGUCCUGGUGACAACCAACAUCCUUGUGAGUGUGCCGAUCUUCCUUAUGUCAUUUACUCUCGACGUCGAGUUCAUGGCCAAUAUCACCGUCGCAAGAUUGGGGAAAUGGCGUGAAUUUGUGUUUAGAGCUAUUAUUCGCAUAUCAAUUAUGGUUUUCUGCACAGUCGUUGGGUGUGUUGUACCAUACUUCGACUUGCUCAUGAGUUUGUUCGGUGCUUUCGGAUAUUGCACAGCCAUUUUCAUCAUCCCAGUAAUGUGCUAUUGGCGCCUAACCGGCUUUCGGAACAAGCCAAUAUGGGAGAACGCGUGGUGUAUGUUGAUGCUUGUGUUUGGCAUAGUUGGUUUGGUUUUUGGAAGCUGGGGUGCAAUGGCGGAUCUUAUCCAGGCCUUCCGUGACGAUGCUGCUUCUGCUACUUCCUAG